This is a messenger RNA of Strongylocentrotus purpuratus (purple sea urchin), 2692 nucleotides long. Its product is annotated as methylenetetrahydrofolate reductase-like. Gene Ontology annotation, cellular component: cytosol. Gene Ontology annotation, biological process: tetrahydrofolate interconversion. The record is from RefSeq and is a predicted model, not a curated record. Lineage: Eukaryota; Metazoa; Echinodermata; Echinoidea; Camarodonta; Strongylocentrotidae. The transcript has 12 exons. Bases 236 to 2314 code for a protein of 692 amino acids. Gene Ontology annotation, molecular function: FAD binding; methylenetetrahydrofolate reductase [NAD(P)H] activity.
CUAGGCGAGUCCUCUUUCGCUUUCCAACCUUCGUACAACACGCACGUAGAUCAAGCUUACGCUCACGACAUAGAUUUCGUAGUCUCGCCCAACUCCUCGGUGCAGGCGUUGGUUGUAUGUGAAUAGAUUUAAUACGACACUAUUGCUUCGACUCAAUUUGUGACAGUACUUCCAAGUAUACGAAAGCGAAAGAUCUUGGAGACAAUCUUCAGUGCAACAUCUCUUUACGACCAGCAUGGCGGUCGUGACGCGGGUAGAUCAAAAUGGAGUUCCAUUGAAGCAGGUGCAGGAGGAAUCGGCCUUGGGCCUGCAAAACCUCAUACAGUCACUGCAUCAGAAUGGAAACCUGACACCCACGUCCCUCUCUCGCAGCCCCUCCCCCGAGCCUGUCAUGCCCUUCAUGCGACUCUCGGAGAAGAUCGCAAACCGCAUCGCCAGCAAGGAUCGGUGGUUCUCCUUGGAGUUCUUUCCUCCCAGGACAGCUAGUGGUGCUGUUAAUCUCGUGGGAAGAUUUGAUCGCAUGUUCCACGGAGGCCCGCUCUUCUGCGAUAUCACCUGGCACUCUGCAGGCAACCCUGGAGGACGCAAGGAGACCAGCUCCAUGGAGAUAGCCCGCACGAUGCUCAACUACUGCGGCCUGGACACCAUGCUUCAUAUGUGCUGCGUCAGUCAGUCGGCAGAGGUUAUCACGAGGCAUCUAGAGUGGGCCAAGGAGUGUGGCAUCCGUAAUAUCUUGGCCCUGCGUGGAGAUGUUCCCGGUCAUACAGACGAAUGGGAACCAACUCCAGGAGGGUUUAACUAUGCUACUGAUCUUGUCAAACAUAUACGAAAAGUCUUCGGGGAUGAUUUUGUCAUCGCGGUAGCAGGCUACCCAUCUGGUCACCCUGAUGCCAUUAGCUACGAGGAUGAUCUCAAGUGCCUGAAAGAGAAGGUGGAUGCAGGAGCAGACUUCAUCAUCACACAACUCUUCUUUGAAGCCAAGACAUUCCUCAAAUUUGUCCGAGACUGUCGGGCGAUAGGAAUCACUGUGCCCAUCAUUCCUGGAGUCAUGCCAAUACAGGGUUAUCAUUCUCUAAGGAGUCUCGUAAAGCUGUCCAAGCUAGACGUUCCACAGGAGAUCAUGGAUGUGAUCGAACCUAUCAAAGAGAACGAUGCGGCAAUCAGGAAUUACGGUGUCCACCAGGCCGUCACUAUGUGCAAAGAAUUAUUUGAAAGUGGGGAAGUGUUUGGAAUCCAUAUCUACACCCUCAACCGUGAAGUGGCGACCAUCGAGAUCCUGUCGUCUCUGGGAUUAUGGUGCGGCGAGCCCAAGAGACCGCUCCCCUGGAAGACCACCGCCAACCUCAAGCGAAAGCAGGAGGACGUCCGUCCAAUCUUCUGGGCCUCCAGGCCCAAGAGCUACGUCUACAGGACGCAGGAGUGGGACGAGUUCCCCAACGGCCGCUGGGGCGAUUCCUCAUCCCCUGCCUUUGGUGAGCUGAAGGACUACCAUCUCUUCUACCUGGCUAGCAAGUCCAACCAGAAACAGUUACAGACCAUGUGGGGUGAGGAGAUCACCUGCGUGGAGGACGUCAGCGAGAUCUUCACCUGUUACCUGUCGGGAGAACCCAACAGAUAUGGCAACAAAGUCACACGCUUCCCGUGGAACGAUGAUGAGGUGUCCUCUGAGACGAUGCGGGUGUCCUCCCAGUUGGUGUCCAUGAACAAGCGUGGCGUCCUCACUAUCAACUCCCAGCCCAACGUCAACGGCGAACCGUCCUCCGACCCGGUGGUAGGAUGGGGGGCACCUAACGGUUAUGUCUACCAAAAGGCGUACCUUGAAUUCUUUUGCUCACGCGAGAACGUUGCUGCCUUGCUGCAUAUACUCCAGGACUACCCGCUAGUCAACUACCAUGUCGUCAAUGCUAAGGGCACUGAGACCAUAACGAAUACUGACCGUCUCAAGCCGAACGCUGUGACCUGGGGAGUGUUCCCUGGGGCAGAGGUCAAACAACCCACCGUCGUUGACCCGAUCAGCUUCAUGUCAUGGAAGGACGAAGCAUUCGGCUUGUGGUUAGAAUCAUGGAGGACCCUCUACAAGGAAGGCUCCCCCUCCUGGCACGUCAUCCAGUUCAUCCACGACACCUACUUCCUGGUGAACCUCGUCGACAACGACUACGUCAAAGGCAACGUCCUGUUCGAGAUCAUCGAGCGUAUGCUGGAGAGGUGUGGGAACUCCAAGGGAGACUGCCGAGUAGGAGAUAUCGAAGAUGAGUGCAUAGCCACUAAGAGACUGAAGGUCUCUGAAGAGGAGAUGAGCUUGUCCAACGACUGAUGACCGCACUGAUGACCGCCAUUGCUGGAGGACAGAUAUUGUCUGUCCAGAGGAUCUGAAAUACAAUUGAUGCAGCUUUGCAUUUCUCACAGUCGGUAGCUUGGGGGUUUAGAAUCUGAACCGAUGUGUUUAAUAAGCAGGAGCCACAUUCACACUUCUGAAAUAGGAGCACUUUGAUCUAAUACAGUCAAACCUGUCUAUAGUGACUGCCCAAGGGAAACACAAAAAAAGUGGCCUUUGUAUACAGGUUCCUUUAGUACAUGAUUCAAUGAGAAACCAUUUUCAAGGGAAACAACAAAUGUGGCCUUUGUAGACAGGUGGUCACUAAAGCAGGUUUGACUGUAGCUGGAUGGCCCUUAUAAUCACGGUCAUGAAAGG